AUAUGCAAAAGUUUUCAGUACAGAGUUUCCAGUAUUUUUUACACGUUUUUAGUACAGUAGUAUCUAGAAAACAGAGCUGAAUUCGGAUUUUGCAUAUUGAUUAAACUCGUGGUGUCACGAACAUCAGGAUUUUUCAUCAUUCAGGUUGACGACUAGCCUGGAGCUAAGAACUCCAAUCAAAGACCCAUCGACAAGUGGCAGUCUGCCAACAUAUUUUCGAAAUUGAUUUAUCUUCUUGGAACAUUAUACAGCCUUAUAAAACCAUCAGCCAUGUUCAUGUAUGUAAAGAUUCCAUAACUAUGGAGAAAAGAUUCGACAAUAUUUAAGAUAAUUGAAACCACUCACAAUAGAAUGAUUGUCUCUGCCACAAUGAAAGGUGCAAACAAAGACAGGCAGAUGUUUUCCUACCUGCUAGCAACAAGAAAAAUUAGUGGAUUCUCUCCUUUCUGUUGUCAGUUGGGAAGUUUCGUCGAUGAUGCUGCAUUGCUCUAUUGCGUUUGAAAAUUUACAGAAUAUUUUGUGAUGUUGACGCUGCUGUGAAAUGUGAGAUGUCAUCCAAUAUGUAGCUUGAGUGAAAAUUGAAGAUGGCAACAUCAUCAAACCUGACCGUUGGCAGCAGCAGAGAUGUACUACUUGAUGCCAAAGGAAUAAGUGGUUUUGAUUCAGCUUUCCUUGUUUUCAUAUUGAUAACUUCCAGUGUUACCAAUGGAUUUCUUAUUUGCAAAAUCAUCACAGACCGUAGACUACAGACAUCAAUCAAUUUCUUGCUAAUGAUCCAUAAUGUUUUGAAUGUCUUGCUAUGCCUCUCUACUUUGCUUCCGGCAUCUCUUGUCCUUACUGGGAGACUAACAAGUAUAAGCCAAGAUCUAUGCUGUGUUAAUGCAUCUAGCUAUUCAUUGAUAAAUUUCAUGUCAGUAUCAAACCUUGCAACCAUUGCUGUUGAUCGAUGGCGGACAAUUUCAAACAGCAAAUAUCAGCUUGUUGCUAAGCAGAUUCUAUUGGGUCAGUUAUUACAACUCACCAUUGCUGUUGUAUUUUCAUUGCCAUUAAGCUAUUGGUUCAACAAAGAAAACACGGUCAUUCAAUUUUCCCAAGGCUUUUUGAAAUGCAGAGUCCAUCAUAAAACACUGGAUGAGAAUACAGCAUCUAUAAUCAGUCUAUUGGUAAUGCACUGUGCUAUAUUCAUUCUGAUUCCUGCAGCCAUUAUAGUUUUUUGUUUCGUAAAGAUUUUCAAUAAGGUCAAGGGGCGUUGGAAUAUGGUAGGACCAUUGAUACAAGCUCCUGAUGGAAUACCUGUUGGCUGUUACCUCAAAUCUGCUUAUACAAAUGCCUUACUUGCCAGUGGCUUUUUGUUACUUCGGUACCCAGAGUUGUUGUUCAUCACUGCAGACUCAGUUGUGACUUUUAAUUCAAAAACUGAGAUUUACAUACAGCGUUUAUCUGCCUACAUAACAUGGAUUGAAACAUCACUUUUUCCUUUUGUAUGCAUCAUGAGAAAUACAACAUUGUUGAGACAGGUAACUUCUAUGGCAUGCUGCAACUUUAUUAUGAAUACAUUGUCAACAAGGCAGGACAGAAGGAGAAGGCAGUAUGAAGUUGAACAGUCAACUGCUUCAGAUCGCUGCAUGAUAACCCCAACUCAGGACCCCCAGGAUGUUGGAAUCGGCUCAGCUGCUUCAAGCUCAAUAUCAACCCUUAGGUCUGGUUCUCCAGUUUGGAGCAAAGCAUCUUCAGUAAAGGAUGCAUGGACAGUUGCAGCACCGCAACCAGUCACAGUCUUUUGAGACUUUAAAUUAAUUUAUUUCUAUUUAGAAUUGUAGUUUCCCCACAUUGAUCAUACUCCUUGUGAAAAACGCUGUGAGCAACUUUAUUUAAAUAGGAAAUUUUGGUCAUGUCAUGGCGAUUCUGUAAAAAUUUUUAGGCUAUUUUGGGUCCUGUAUUUGGGGAAUUUCAAAUGCCUCCUCAAACCUUAUUUCUUCAAAUCAACUAAGCCACAUGGUCUUUCUGCUUGAUAAGUAAACAGGCAGUUAUUGGAGAUUAAAGCACCACCGCAAAAGUAAUCUUUUCGCUCUGGCAGCUUAGGAAUACGCAUUUUGAAGCAAUUAUCCAGCAAUUUCCUUAAUUAUUUGUUUGUGCAGUACUGGAAGACCUGUCGAAAAACGGCUCUGCCAAGUUAUUUCAUUUCGAUCAAGGUUCUUUCAUUAAAUGACUUCAAUUUGUUUAAUUAAUAUAUCUUAAUGCCUGCUAUGCUAAUUUUGUGUUUGGCAAGGAAUUGUUCGAUCAACGCCUUGAAAACCUAAAACCUUCAACGCCUCGCAACAUCCUCGAAAAAUGCUGUUUCUCUCCGAAAUGCGAAAAAUUUAAUCUGACUCUCUUCCUUCUGAUCUUUGUAUUUGCCCCCUCUGCCAUGAUAUAUUUUUCGAUUAUCGAAGGAAUUAGGCCUUGUCUUUCCUGUGAAUGCUGUGCACUUCAAUAUGCAGUGGUGGAUUUAAGGGGGGCAACUAGGGGCAGGCUGUCCCUCCCUCAAUGCGUUGGAGCAAAUCUGGCGCCCCUUUUUUGGAAAUUGUGCGCCUCUUUUGAAGAAUAAGAAUCAGGUGAAAAAGUUUCUGAGACCGAUACGUUAAUUUGCUUCGAAGAUAACUUCAAAUUAUGUUGUGUAUUCUGAAAAUGGAUCUGAAAUUGUUGUAUACAGCGUACUCUCGUCACCAAUUUUGAAAAUUUUUCAGCGCCCUCACUACCGACCGCCCCUCCUUCAAAUUUGCUCUGGAUCUGCCCCUGUCAACAUGAAUUAUAAGAUUUAUUAUUUUUUAUUCUUGUGUAUAGAGUAUAAUAAAAUGG
Molecule: messenger RNA, 2838 nt
Organism: Rhopilema esculentum
Lineage: Eukaryota; Metazoa; Cnidaria; Scyphozoa; Rhizostomeae; Rhizostomatidae
Source: RefSeq, a predicted model, not a curated record